Messenger RNA from Necator americanus (New World hookworm), 351 nucleotides. RefSeq lists its product as uncharacterized. Lineage: Eukaryota; Metazoa; Nematoda; Chromadorea; Rhabditida; Ancylostomatidae. The transcript has 4 exons. The coding region runs from base 1 to 351 and encodes 116 amino acids. The record is from RefSeq and is a predicted model, not a curated record.
AUGAUGAGGUUGGUCUGCAACAAUGACACCCAUCAAUCAGAUCGAAAACGACAAGUUCUCGCUAACGCAUUCACACCGUCCACGAUACUGGAACGAUCGUGUCGGGACCAUCCCACUUUGAAGACCUCUUGUGAUGGACCAGUUUCCCAACUUGGCCAAAAAGAAGUUGAGUCUUUGGAAGGAGACUACAAAAGAAAAGCCUUAACAAGACGUCAUCUAAAUGGCCAGGUAUAUAAGUCAUUAAUCUUCGACGACGUAUUUCGUGUGGUCGCAAAUGAUUUCGUUGACAUUCACCGGAUUUCCUGGAUUAACCAUGUUGUUUCAUGCCAUGGCCCAGUUGGAUUUCAUUGA